UUAAAUAUUAGAUUAAUAUGUAUUCAAUUUUAUGAUAGACAGUCUUAUAAGAAUAUUACAUUGAAACUAAAGCAUAUUCAUGAUUUAUUGAAGCGUAAAAAUAGUAAUAUUCAUUUACAUUCAACUAUUAACAUUUUUAUAUUAUCAAAUUUGCGUGCUAGACAUAGAGGUAUAAUAGUUGUUAAAAAAAUGAUAGAAAUAAUAUAUUGUCUAAUAUUGGUCACUAUAUUAUACAUGUAUAUAUGAUUUCUUAACAAUUUUACUUUCCACCUGUGGUGUCAAUUGUAGUGGGGAAUAUCCUUUCUCAUGUCUAUUCUUCUUUGACACGUUAAUUAAUAAUUGUUUAUUGUACAUUUACUAUAAAAUAAAUAAAUAGUGUUAUUUUGAUUUUAUAAUUAUUAUAAUCAUAAAAUUAUUUGAAAUUAAAGAAUGAUGGUAGUAGAAGGACGAUGAGGGGUCUUUUCGUCGGCUUUCAUAUAAAGCUUGUGGUACUACUUUGAUACAAGGCAUUCUUUCGCUGUUCUCCGUAUCGUUAAGUACAAUACAGUUUGUUUGAGGUUCACGUAUGACAUUUUAAAUUUUAUUGGUGACUUUUUAAACCAUGUUCUAGUCUAAAUUAUCAUAAAAAAAUUUUAUUUAUUACAAAGAAAUAAAAAUAAUAAAAAUAAUAAUAAUAAUAAUAAUCAAUGUAUUGGAUGUGAAGUGAAGGGAAACAUUAAAUUUGUAUAUAAAUUUAAAGUAAAUAAAUUUUUCUAACGAACUGGAUACUGAAAUAUAUAUACAAUUUACUAAAAAAAAAAGUGUGAAGGAUAGAAGAGAAGAUUUGAAUAAGAUUUCACCUUGGAAAUUGAAAUUUAUAAAAACUAGAUGGGUUCACUUCAGCAACAAUCGAUUCUCAAAGGUAAAAAAAUAGCACGUGAAACUGAUGCAACUCUUCAUAAAAUAUUUUCUAAAAGUCAAACACAGUACAGUAAAAUACCAGCAAUUAUUUUUAAAAAUGAUAAUGACAAGGAAUUUUCAAUAAGUUAUGAAGAAUUAGAAACAACAACAAAUAAAAUAUCAAGAACAUUACGACAACUUUGUAAUCAAACAUGUGAUGCUUCUGAUUUAAUCAUAGCUGUAUCAAUGAAACCAACUCAUCAAUUACCAAUUAUACUUUUGUCAAUUUUAAAAGCUGGUAUGGCUUAUUUGCCAUUAGACGUUGAAUUUCCGGUAUCCAGAAUCAAGCAUAUCUUGGAAGAAUCACAACCACUGGCUGUCAUUGUUGAUGAUCAAAGUGAUAGAACUCUUUAUGGAGAAAUACUAACAAUAAAUUAUCAAGAGCUUUGGGAACAAUCUAAAAAUCAAUCUGAGGACUCUUUGGAUUAUGAUCUGAAUCCGGAACAGCUGGCAAUUGUUUUGUAUACAUCUGGAAGUACAGGAAUUCCCAAAGGUGUUAGAAUACCACACGCAGCGCUGAUUAAUCGAUUAGAAUGGCAAUGGAGAAAAUUACCUUUUAAUGAUGACGAACAAAAAACUAUUUUCAAAACAGCUUUAACCUUUGUUGAUAGUGCACCCGAAAUAUGGGGUCCACUUCUCCAAGGUCGUACGAUUGUUGUUGUUCCGAAACAUGUCACUAAAGAUCCGGAAAAAUUCAUAGACGUUCUUGAGAAAUAUGAUGUAAUUAUUUAUUUAUGUAUAUUUUAUGUAUUUAUGAUGUUGAUAUUGAUUUAUAUUAGCAAGUUGAAUUUUUAUUUAACAACCUAUUACUUUUUUUUAUGGCAGAUUCAAAGACUUGUUUUGGUGCCGUCGUUGUUGCAAUCGAUGCUAAUGUACUUGAGUCUUCAAGACAACGACAAGGCACUAAAGUCUCUCAAGUUAUGGAUCUGUUCUGGAGAAGCACUUCCACAGUCGUUAGCAAGAGAGUUUUUUGUGAGGUUUGGUAGAUUUGGACACACUCUGGCUAACUUUUAUGGCAGCACUGAAGUAAUGGGUGAUGUGACUUAUCAUUUACUGAAGAAUAUCAAUCAGUUGGAAGAUGCAGAAAAAGUACCGAUAGGUCGUCCUUUAGACAACUGCAUAAUUUAUAUUGUCGACAAAGACCUUCAUAUAUUACCCCAGGGUGAUGUAGGUGAACUCGUAGUGGCAGGGAGAAAUUUAGCAGCCGGAUACAUUCGAGGAAGAGAUUCACAUCGAUUUGUCAACAAUCCUCAUGCUAUCGAUCCCGAGUAUUCAACGAUUUAUCAUACUGGUGAUUUUGCACGAAUUUUAAAAGGUAAUGUUAUAUACGAAGGUCGUACAGAUUCCCAAAUUAAAAUUCGUGGUCAUCGAGUUGAUCUUGCUGAAGUUGAAAGAACGGUCAAUGCUUUAUCGAUCAUUGAAAAAGCAGUUGUGUUAUGUUACAAUCCUGGAGAAUUAUCACAGGCAUUAAUUGCUUUUGUUACCACAAAAAAGGAAACAACAUUUAGUGGUUUACAAAUAGAAAAUUACCUUAAAAGUCGAUUAGCACCAUAUAUGGUACCUCAAAUAAUAAUAGUCAAUAAUAUUCCUCUUUUAAUCAAUGGAAAAACAGACAGACAAACAUUACUAAAACUUUAUGAAACGUCAAAUCUAAAUGGCAAUGUACAAGAUAUGAUUGAUUGCGACUACACAAAUGUACCAGAAGAUUGUCUUAGAAAAGCUCAAAUUCUUUUUCCAACUAUAGCAACGGUUAUUGGUAGAAGUGGACGGUUUACUGUAAAUAUAGAUGCUAAUUUUUAUGAUCUUGGGGGCAAUUCCUUAAAUUCUAUUUACACUGUGACUAAAUUAAAAGAACAAGGAUAUCAGAUUGGAAUCACAGAUUUCCUCAAGGCAAAAAACAUGAAAGAAAUUUUGAAAAAAAUGACAGUUUCUACGGAUGAUCAAGAGAUUAAAGAUCAGAAUCAACCAAAGUUUAUUACUGAACUAAUGAAUGAUAGUCACAGAUCUGUAGUCACUCGGAUAAUCACAGAAAGUUUUUACUUGAAAGCAGACCUAGAAAGAUGGUUAGCACCACACAUAAUGCGUAGUGAUUACGCUGAACUUAUGAAUGCUCUUUGGCAACCAAUAGUUGAUAAAGGAUUAAGUUUCGUGAUAAAAUCAGCAGACGAAAAAGGUACUGUUUUAGGUGCAGCUUUAAGUUUUGAUGCAUGGGAUGAACCUGAAUGUACGGUAACAUCAAAGCUCGCAAUUGUUUUUGAAUUCUUGGAAUUUCUCGAGGGACCAAUAAGAGAAAACAAAUUGCCUCGAGGCAAAGGAAAAGUUUACCAUUGUUAUAUGAUGGCAACGAAUGAGAAUUUAACUCCUGCUGAAAAUGUUAUCAUUAUGAAUAAAAUGGAAGAAGAAUGCCUCAAUUUAGCUCGUUCUAAAGGAUUUGUUGGUAUUUUUACAACAAAUACGAGCCCACUUACUCAGCAAUUGGGUACUGAUAUUUAUAAUUAUGAAGUAUUAUUAGAUUAUCAAGUAAACCAAUAUGUUGCACCUGAUGGAACAAAACCUUUUGGAGAAGCUCCUGAUGAUCAGAGAGCUUUAUGUUCAUGGAAAGUCAUCGAAUAA
Messenger RNA from Chelonus insularis, 3552 nucleotides. It is a transcript of the gene e, whose product is annotated as nonribosomal peptide synthetase ebony. The transcript has 11 exons. NCBI's taxonomy places the organism in Eukaryota, Metazoa, Arthropoda, Insecta, Hymenoptera, Braconidae. Bases 868 to 3552 code for a protein of 894 amino acids. The record is from RefSeq and is a predicted model, not a curated record.